This is a messenger RNA of Tuber aestivum (summer truffle), 2208 nucleotides long. The record is from the annotation of a GenBank genome assembly. NCBI's taxonomy places the organism in Eukaryota, Fungi, Ascomycota, Pezizomycetes, Pezizales, Tuberaceae.
UGAGGCAAGUGCCAGGAGUGCUGCAGCAGCAAUAACCCACUUUUCCGACCCGGAAGGAAGGAGGCAAUGAGGAUGGAAUGGCCCCUCACUUGAGCGCUGAUAGCAUGAUACCUUAAGAGAACGCAUGACCCCCGAUAGAUAUGCUGCGUUGGAGAAGUGCUAUUUUCUUGCCACCACUACCCCCCUUCACUUUAUCAUGAAAGUCACCCGUGGGCAAUGAAAUAUUGUAGGGUGUGAUCUUUAUCUUUUUUUUCUCGUCCCUUCGACAUUUCUUCUCAGUCGUGCUCUCUCUUUCCCUCUCUCCCUCUCUCCCUAUCUCUUUUACUCUUUUUUUUGUCUGUUUUGGGUCCGUUCGAUAUUUUAAUUGCUUUUCCAUCUCGUUCGUGGGCUGCCUGUAUAGCUUUUAUCAUCAUUCUAUUGAGAUUUUCUUUUUCGAAAUGGAGCUUCUGGAUCUCCCGUUGCUACUUCUCGAGGAAAUCAUGAGCCACGUAAGUUCCAUCCUCAAACCCUAGGAUUUAUGAUCUUACCUACUUUCCCGCCAUGGUUCCACCCCGCAGUCAAAUCGAUAAAUAAAAACUCGCUAUUUCUGAAGUUUUAAACGGAGUGGUAACGUGAUGAAUACCUAGAUUCCGUACGACGAUAGCACAACGCUUUCUCGUUUAGCACGUACUUCUCGCGCGCUAUAUCAUCUCUCGGUACCGAGGCUGUAUCAUACGCUGCAGGUUGUAGCCACGGGCGGGAAGGUUGGGAAUCUCGAGGCUCUACGGUCACCUGGAUGGAAGUGGUGGGGUAGGAAGGUUGUUGUAAUUGAUGGAGAGGAGGAGGGCGAUACAGCUGGUUCCUCGGAGGGCGAGGAAGACUGUGUGGAUGACCACGGGUGGGCGCAAGUUGCGGGAGUGGUGGGUGGGAUGGAAAUUGGGCGAUUAAGGGACUUUAAGUUUAAUAGCCGGAAGUAAGUUUUUGGAUAUAACACCUGGGAUGGGAAGGGAUGGGAGUACCGGUAUUGUGGGGAUGAACUGGCGCUGAAGGUGGCGCGUUCGGUUAAUUUAGGUGCGCGCUGGCGCAAGCGGCUCUGUCAGCCGCAUUAUCCAAGCACUCGCUGCGAACAUUGAAGCUGACCAUGCACCCAUCUCACUCCGCCGCCACCGCCACUCCCGCUCCCGCUCCCGCUCCCGCUCCCGCCGCCAACCUCACCUUUCCACCUCCACCGCCUUCAUCUCCCGACCCGAUACUAACAUGCCUAACACCAGCCCAACACCUGACCUUACAAAAGCUCUCGAUAAACCACAUAAACCCUGAUAACGAGCAAGAGCUGAUAAGCAUGUACAUGACUUUGAAACUGCUCCCACUCACCUCCCUCUCUUUGAAGUCGCGCGCCUUUACCGACCUAGACUACGUGCCAUUACCCGAGCUGCACCCAUCUACACACCUCUGCUCUAUAAAACUCUAUGGCUUUGACAUCCCCCCUCCAGAGUACUGUGUUGAGACAUUCUUCAACCCGACAUACCUGCGCAAGCUUGUGCUCUGGGAAUGCCGUGGAUUCGAUAGCCUCCUAUCAUAUCUGUCUAAGGGUGUGGGCGGGGGUGGCAGUCAUGACCAAGGAUUAGAAGAACUAAGUCUAUACACAUGGGAGGACGUGCCGGACAUCGAUGGCGUGAUAAUGUUCAUUGCCACCUGCCGGAAACUGAAAAGGGUGCUUCUGAACCUCAGCAGCUUCACGGAGUCGUCUAUGAAAGCUCUAAUCCGCGCUUUGGGGAGCAGCAGAGGUAGUUUGGAAUCGCUCACGGUGCAGGUUCGCGAGCCGGAGACUACCCGAGCGAUGUAUUACCGCCCGGAGUGGCUGGCACCGUUGAAGGGGUUUACGAAGAUGGAGGGGCUGGGUAUGAAUUAUGAGAUGAAGGGACUUAAGGUACGUCCAGCUUUUGUUAUUUUAACGAUAGAGCAAGGAUUAAUGGGGGCGGGUACAUGCAGCUAUCAAACAUCACCCCGACACUCCCCCUUGGCUUGAGAGCUCUAGAGAUCAGGUUGCGCGGGGAGUUACUAGCUAAGCCCAAGACAAAGACCAAGGUCAUCUCUCAGACCCGGGGUAUUGGAAGGGCGAGAGGGAUGCUAAGAGACGUUCUCAUUAAUGACGGUGAUUAUUUUGAAAUCUCUUGGGAUCUCAAGGUAAAGCAUGGAGAAAAAGUUUCCGUCGAAGAGUUAGAAUAA